Messenger RNA from Cuscuta europaea, 1568 nucleotides. NCBI's taxonomy places the organism in Eukaryota, Viridiplantae, Streptophyta, Magnoliopsida, Solanales, Convolvulaceae. The record is from the annotation of a GenBank genome assembly.
AGAAACAUCGCUUGCUUUAUACUUCGUACAAUGCAGUAGCAAUAAAGACGUGCGCCUGAAUAUCACCACUCUUUUCUUGACUGUAAUGUAUACACAUAAGAUAUGAUUCAUGCAUGUAUUGCUACGAACAUUUGUCCAUUCAUUAUAGGAACCCUUAGCUUUGGUCGAUCUUUGGAGAUCAAGGAUCAUACACAUAACAUAUAUUUUCUCGUACGUUGUCGUUUUCUUGGCCAGAUCAACGUAAGCGAUUGCCACCAUGGCCAAGAGCAGGCAUGGAAAACGAGAUUUGCACUCCUACACAAUCAGAGGCACCAACAGAGUCGUCAGAGCUGGGGAGUGUGUGCUUAUGAGGUCGCCGGAGAACGAAACAGCCCCAUAUGUGGCAUAUGUGCAGAAAAUAGAGGCUGACGACAGAAACAAUGUGAAUGUGUGUGUGAGGUGGUAUUACCGACCAGAGGAAACAGUGAGAGGGAGGCAAUCGUUUCACGGAACUAAAGAGUUGUUCUUAUCAGAUCACUAUGAUGUCCAGAGUGCCGAAACUAUUGAAGGGAAAUGUACCGUUCACUCUUUCAUGGCGUACACUGAACUUUCAUGCGUCGGUCCGGAUGAUUACUAUUGUCGAUUUGAGUACAAUGCUGCAACUGGAGCUUGUCAUCCUGACCGAGUUGUUGUGUAUUGCAAAUGCCAGUUGCCCUACAACCCAGAUGACCUGAUGAUGCAAUGUGAAGCCUGCAAGGACUGGUUCCAUCCCAGGUGUGAGGGCAUGUCUAUCCAACAGGCAAAGCAGCAGGAUCGAUUUGUUUGUACCGCCUGUGUAUCGGCUCAACAUGCAAAAAAACGUCCAAACGAGUGUUCUGUUUCUGCAAUGAGUAGUGACAAGGUUAGACCAAAACGGCAGAAGAGAUAGGUUCCAGUUUGAAGCAGAGGGAGGAUGAAUACUAUGAUUAGUAGUAGAAGUAGUUUUGUGUUCUUUUUUGUAUUCAUUUAACUAUCUAGUGUCUCUUUGGUAGCUUCAUUUUGAUGCAUGUGAUAUUAUUUUAUAACAAAAAAUUAACUCAUUUGACUUGAAUCGCCAUAUGGGCUAAUAAUGAGGAUAGUAUAGUAUGGGUUAAUACAUAUGGUCUUCAAAGAAAUGUUUGAGCAGAUAGUAUAACUUUUUUACUUAUAUUCAACUUAAUCAAAGAUUCGUUUCAAAGAUUGGUUAGAGUAAAUGACUAAACCAUUUGUUGCCAAAGAAAUUUGUGUUUAAUGUGUCAAAUCCUCUCGUGAUAUACAAAUUGUGCAUAGUCUCUUGUGAUAUAAAAAAAGUGCCAAAAUCCUCCUUGUUAUAAACUUAUAAUUAAUGAUGCACAUAACACCUUGAGAUAACAUAUUUAGCGAUUUGUACGGAGUAUUAAAUACUCCUCUUCCCUUAAAACUUUGCAUUUUUCAGUAAGUCAUGUUAAACUUUGACUAAUGAUACAUUUUUAUAGCAAAUAAUUUAGGAAAAAUAACUUUAAAUAAAACAAACUAUCUUCCAUGAACCAAGAAUAAUACAUACUUUGGAAAUUACUUUUAAUAAUAUCAAC